Molecule: messenger RNA, 1620 nt
Organism: Hippocampus zosterae (dwarf seahorse)
Lineage: Eukaryota; Metazoa; Chordata; Actinopteri; Syngnathiformes; Syngnathidae
Gene: fhit
Product: fragile histidine triad diadenosine triphosphatase
Exons: 5
Coding region: 1105-1413 (102 amino acids)
Biological process (GO): negative regulation of proteasomal ubiquitin-dependent protein catabolic process; diadenosine triphosphate catabolic process; intrinsic apoptotic signaling pathway by p53 class mediator
Cellular component (GO): cytoplasm; plasma membrane; nucleus
Molecular function (GO): ubiquitin protein ligase binding; bis(5'-adenosyl)-triphosphatase activity
Source: RefSeq, a predicted model, not a curated record
UUGUUAGUUAUUUAGUAGAGCUAAACAUCUCUUUAUUUUCGCGAUAAGCAAUGAAGAUGAACAAAAAGUUGAAUCAAGCAACAACACUUUUGUGGGCCGAAGGCCCACCUUACCAGCCUUCCGCAGGAACUAGCUGAUGAGCCGCCCGGACGGCGGCGAACCACCACCUUACCAGCCUUCCGCAGGAACUAGCUGAUGAGCCGCCCGUAGGGCGGCGAACCAGCUAGUCUUAUAUAAGGACGGAACAUACCAAAAAAAAGCCUUAACCCUUUCAUCAAGAAAAACAAUUUCAUCAGGAAAAUACAUUUCUACAUUUUACCAUUCUUUCGUAAACAGCAGUUGGACAUUGGUAAGUUUCUUGAAUCUCCUCGUUUCCAAGAUCAAUUCAGAGAAAAAGAGCUUUUCUGAAAGGAUCAAUUUCAAGCAGAACUUUCACUUUGAUGCUUUUUUUGCAUUUGUGAUACCCCAAAUAUCUAAACAGUGCUUUCCUAUGAAACAACAUAAAAUAUAAAAAUAAAAAAACAAAAAAACCCCCACACACAACAAGGGCACUCUGAUUGCAAAAUGCGAGUUUAUUGCAAGAAAAACACUGCUCUGAUGCAUGAACUAUGCAUGAACGUUGAACUUGAUCCAUUUUCUCAUGACCACACUGCUUUUACACACCAUCUUGCCAACGCACGUGGAAACGCCAUCUUGAAUACACAAACACACACGCGGUGUGUGGACCAAGAUCUGAUCAAAGUCACCCCUGCCAGGUAGUGGUGAUUUAUCACACUGAAAUAAUUCCCAUAGUUUUGAUACUUACUGAGGAACCCUGCGAAGCCCUUCAUUAAAUGUAUUUGAUUUUAAAAAAAAACGCCAAAAAAGUAAUUUUACGUUUUAGUCUUUAAUCCUUGAGUAUGCACAAUAGUACAUAGUUUUUUGAAAAUCGGUAAAUGGGAUAAAAUGGCUACAUCUUUUUUCAAUCAUUUGUGACUUUGUGUGUCAUCACAGAAGCUGUCAAACGAGGUCCGAGGUCAAAGUCAAGCAAGUGUGUGACGUUCUGAUCGCCAACUCACUGCACCGCCUUGAAUUCCUCCUCUCAGGCUUUACAGUGAAUUUAACAUGUCGACCCUGCGCUUUGGACAACACAUCAUCAAGGCCUCUGCCGUGUUCUUGCAGACAGAAUUGUCCUUUGCACUGGUCAACAGGAAGCCCGUGGUGCCUGGACGUAUCCUUAACCACGAGGUGUGUGAGCAUGUCCAUGUCCAUGUGCUUCCCAGGAAGGCAGGCGACUUUGAACGCAACGAUAGUGUCUAUGAUGAGCUCCAAAAACAUGAUGGCCAAGAUGAGGAUGUGCCCUCAAAGUGGAGAACAGAGGAAGAGAUGGCAACAGAAGCCUCCAUCUUGAGAAAUCAAAUUGAGAACUCGUAGAGGGUAAAUCUGGAAACAUUUUUUUCCAUCCAUCAUUCCAUCAUCUACCGCUUAUCCGGGGCCGGGUCGCGGGGGCAACAGCUUUAGCAGGGAAGCCCAGACUUCCCUCUCCCUAGCUACUUCUUCCAGCUCUCCGUGGGGGAUCCCGAGUCGUUCCCAGGCAAGCUGGGUGACAUAGUCUCUCCAGCGUGUCCUGGGUCUUCCUCG